Molecule: messenger RNA, 2073 nt
Organism: Engraulis encrasicolus (European anchovy)
Lineage: Eukaryota; Metazoa; Chordata; Actinopteri; Clupeiformes; Engraulidae
Gene: lgi3
Product: leucine-rich repeat LGI family, member 3
Exons: 11
Coding region: 279-1970 (563 amino acids)
Biological process (GO): regulation of exocytosis
Cellular component (GO): synaptic vesicle
Molecular function (GO): protein binding
Source: RefSeq, a predicted model, not a curated record
GAAGACUGCCCACCAACAGACAAGGGAGAGUCAAGAGCGGAGAGAGAGAGGAGCACAGGACACAGCUGACGGACAAGAGGCACGUUGGAGAUCAGAGCGGUACAUAGGAGAGGCAAUCACUGGUAGAGGGGCACGGAACACAGCCAACAGGACGACAGGAGCCGGACAACAGACAGGGGCACAUAGAAGCCAAGCCAAGAGCCAACAGAGAGGCAUAGGAGACCAACUGGUCAUCCAACAGACAGGAGAAUCCAGCCAGACCAGACAGGAGAGGCAAGAUGCUGGAGGCCGGUCCGAGGAAGGUGCCCAGGUGGCCGCAGUGGAGGCAGCUGCUGGUCUCCUCGCCGUGGUUACUGCUGAUGCUGGUGGUGCUGGUGGUGCUGAUGCUGCCGGGCUCCGCUGAUGCCAAGCGCGCACCCAAGAUCCCCAGGUGUCCGCAAACCUGCUCCUGCACCAAGGACAGCGCCUUCUGCGUGGACACCAAGGCCAUCCCCAAGAGCUUCCCCCCGGGCAUCAUCUCCCUGACGAUGGUGAAUGCUGGCUUUAGUACAAUUCCUGAAGGAGCCUUCUCUCACCUGCACCUGCUCCAGUUCCUAUUGUUGAACUCAAACACCUUCACCGUGAUUUCUGAUGAUGCCUUUGCCGGUCUGUCCCAUCUGCAGUAUCUGUUCAUUGAGAAUAAUGACAUCCAGUCCCUCUCCAAGCACACGUUCAGAGGACUGAAAUCCCUCACACAUUUAUCCUUGUCCAAUAACAACCUGCAGGGUCUUCCCCGGGAGCUCUUCAAGCAUCUUGAUAUCCUUACAGACUUAGACCUGCGUGGCAAUGCCUUCCGCUGCGACUGCAAGAUCAAGUGGCUGGUGGACUGGAUGGAGAAGACCAACACCUCGGUGCCCGCCAUAUACUGCGCCAGCCCCUUCGAGUUCCAGGGCCGACGCGUACACGACCUCACGCCACGGGACUUCAACUGCAUCAGUGCAGAUUUCGCUGUGUACGAGACCUUCCCUUUCCAGUCGCUGUCGGUGGAGUCGUAUGAGUUUGGCGGAGACGAGUACGUGGUGUUUGCCCAGCCCAACACGGGCAUCUGCACCGUCUUUAUAUGGGACCACGUGGAGAUGAUGUUCAGGAAGUAUCACAACAUCACCUCCCGAUCUGCAGUCUAUUGCAAACCUGUGGUUAUCAACAACACCCUCUAUAUGGUGGUGGCACAACUCUUUGGAGGAUCCCACAUAUACAAAUGGGAAGAAGGUCCUCUACGGUUCGUGAAGAUCCAAGACAUCGACACGACGCGCGUGCGCAAACCCAACUUCGUGGAGACGUUCCAGAUUGAGGGCGACUGGUACUUUGCGGUGGUGGACAGCUCCAAGGCCGGCUCUACCAGCAUCUACCGAUGGAACAGCAAUGGCUUCUACUCCCACCAGUCGCUGCACCCAUGGCACCGAGACACGCACGUGGAGUUCCUAGAGGUGGAGGGCAAGCCGCGGCUAAUCCUGUCCAGCGCGUCGCAGCCCCCGGUGGUGUACCAGUGGAACCGCAGCCAACGCCAGUUCGCCUUCUUCUCGCAGAUCGCAGACACAGCGGAUGUGCAGAUGGUGAAGCACUUCUGGAUCCGCAAGGUGCUGUACCUGUGCCUGACGCGCUUCAUCGGCGACUCUAAGAUCCUGCGCUGGGAGGGACCCCAGCGCUUCGUGGAGAUUCAGACGCUGCCGUCACGGGGCUCCAUGGCCGUGUACCCCUUCGCCGUGGGCCAGAGGCAGUACCUGCUGCUGGGCAGCGACUACUCCUUCUCCCGGGUCUACCUGUGGGACGACCUGACACAGCGCUACCAGCCCUUCCAGGAGCUGAACCUGCUGGCCCCGCGAGGCUUCAGCCUCAUCUCCGUGGACAACAAGGAUAUACUAUUGGCCGCAAGCUUCAAGGGGAAGACCCUGGCCUACCAGCACCUGGUGGUGGACCUCAGCGCCAAAUAAUUAAUCCAUAAUGAUAAUCAAUAAUAGAUGUAUGAGGUUCAUUAUGUCUUAAAGUUAUAUCCAGGGGUGUAGUGGGCAUGGUACGCGGGGGUACGCAAAAAAA